AUGUCAGGUUUCGAGAUUGCCGGAACCGUCCUGGCAGCACUACCGCUCGUGAUCAACCUGAUCAGCGAGUAUCGAGAAGGCCUCGACGCCGUCCGGACCUUGACCUCCCACCGCAGGUAUCGGAGAGAACUCGAACGCUACGAGAAUGGGCUCAGCACCCAGAACACCAUCUUCCGGAACGUCCUGGAGCAGGUUCUUCUCCGAAUUGUCCACAAUGACGAAGAUAUGGCGGAACUGUUGCAAAACCCAGACAGUGAGCUUUGGCAGCGUAGUCCGUACGACGGAGCCUUACAAAAUAUGUUGGGCUCCAGCCACGGAGCAUUCAUGGCUACCAUGAGAGAGCUCGUUCACCUCCUCCAAAGCCUAAAGAAAAAGCUUGGUGGCGAACCGCCGUCGGCUAGAAUGCGAGAGCUCAAACGGCUCAAAGAUGUCCUGUCGAGAGAUUUCUACGAUACCCUCCUCGACAAGAUCCAAGGCGCAAAUCGAACUCUUCUUACGCUCGUCGAACAAGUUGAUUCGAUAGCAGACAUCCGAAAAAACCGUCGGCCGGUGCGCAAGUUGAUACAAGAAUAUAGCAGGGUUAGACACCAUGCACGGAGCGUCCAUGACACAUUUGUACGAGGAAGUUGUUGGAAGUGCCCCUGUAAGUCACAGCAUAUCGUUCAACUGCGCUUGGAGCCUCGUCCCUCAAGAUCCAACGCUUCUGAGCCCAGAAGUCCCGGAAGCAGCUCAAGAUUUACCGUCAACCUAGUGUUGUGCGGGCCAAAUGACACGACUGGGGCGUUCGUUGCCGGCGGAGAGAUCGAGAUCCAGUCAGCCGAUGUUGAAGCCAACCCAGAGCCAGCAGCCGUGGCCCAAAAUCUCAAACAGCUAGAGAUCUCCCAAGUCACUCAGGUUAGCGGGCAGAAAAAGGAAGUCCGCUUCAGCAUUGUCAAGUCAACACUUGACGCGAUACAGCCGACCCAAGAAAUCUCCAGUCAACGGCAGAUCCAUGAUCUCUGCAAUGCCUUCAGUCAAUGCCCACCGGAGAUAUCCAAGCGCGAACAUAUGGGGUUCAUCAUUGACAACCUCAAUGGCCGUCGACAUGAUAUCUACCGAAUUCGAAAGUUGCCCGGCAACCAGUCUAUCCGCUCGGUCGCCAGUAUCCUCACCGACCCUUCCAUGCUUCUCCGCGUAGGCCACUUCCAACUCCCGGCUAUCAACCGACGCAACCGCCGAUACCUGGCAGCCACAUUGGCGUCGAGUGUACUCCAAUUGCACGGCAGCUGGCUGCAAUCGAAUUGGGGACUCAAUGAUAUCCUGGUGCUCGAGCAGCCCGAUUACUGCAGCAACGAGAUCAGUUUCCCCUAUAUCUCUCGGGCCUUGGUUGAGGCAGCGAUGGAGAACUGUCGGAGAGCCGGCGGCACCAUGAUCACUUCAGCUCUCAUCCGAAGCGGCAUCCUUUUCCCACUAGGUCUAACGCUUGUCGAGUUAUCGCUGGGACAAUCCCUACAAGCCCUGCACUUGCCGGAAGACGAUGACCCUGUCGAUGCGGUGGCCAAUCUCAAAACUGCAUCUCGUUUGCUAGAGUUGGUGCUCAAUGAAAGUGGCAGCCGUUAUUGCGACGUGGUCAAAACAUGUCUGUUCUGGACGGGCCCAGAUGGAAACGAGCUUGAUGACGAACGACUGCAAUGCGCCGUCUUUGAGAAGGUUGUGAUGCCACUUCUUGAUGACUACGAUGACUUUGAAGGCAACUCUUUCAUCCACUGA
This is a messenger RNA of Capronia epimyces CBS 606.96, 1749 nucleotides long. RefSeq lists its product as uncharacterized. NCBI's taxonomy places the organism in Eukaryota, Fungi, Ascomycota, Eurotiomycetes, Chaetothyriales, Herpotrichiellaceae. The coding region runs from base 1 to 1749 and encodes 582 amino acids. The record is from RefSeq and is a predicted model, not a curated record. The transcript has a single exon.